AUGGCAUCUCAGGCUUCGGAUGAUGGGGGUGAGAAGACGGUGGACUUCACGAAAAACCGAGCCAACGAGCGAGGCAUGCCGGGAAUCGCCCAGUGGCUGCGUGACUUCAAGAACGCAGGUGAUGGCACGGCGAAACCAGACAUGUUCAUGAUCCGGCGGCUCCGACAGCUCAUCUGGUUGCAAACCGAGCGGCAGAUCUUUGGCGAAAAUGAGCAGUGUUGGAUGCGAACCCAAUGCGUCGAUCGGGGAGGUGGAGUGCGUGACACCAUCGACCAGGAUGCAGACAAUGGCCAAACUGGAAACAAUGCACCAAGUCACACGACUUCCCAGACUCCUUCAGAACGCUCCCGCAGUGAUAAACGUGAGGUCCGUGUCCCGCUUCCACCAGGUCAAGUACUCUGCACCGUUGCCGUCAUUUGCAUCAGCAAGUGUGGAAAGCCACCAGGACCUGACCCUCCAGAUGAUGACAGGGACUCACAGGCAGAUCGCGACAGCAAACGUGGUAAGGACAAUCGUGGGAAGAAGCCCCCUCCGGGGAGCCGACGCCCACCGGGAGGCUUCAUAGAAGAGGAGGAUUCUCCCCCGUCACCAGACCUUUACGACGAAGAAUAUGAAGAUGACGCGAUCCCGGUGCCGAUGCGCCCUCCGAUGAAGAAGGCAGUGCACCAGCUGACCGGGAGGAUUGAAUUUCCCUGUCGCAAACGUGCCGAUGCCAUCCGAGACGGUAGCUUGAAACCAAACCAGCUGUGUGAUGAGCAGGAUGCAUUACCGCCACCGGAAGAGCAAGCCUGUGCGGUUGCCGGGAGGCCCGCCAUCCUCGAGCGCAUCACCCAAUGGGAAAGUGUGGUCAACACCCUGAAGGCAGCCAUUGCGGUUGCGACGUGGGACGACCCACAGGUGCUCUUGCGAGAGAUGGAGGGAUGCCGCCUACCCCUGGCGAAUAUCGUCGAGCCGAUGCUGGGUGGUGGCAAUGCUGAAGGGGCAUACGACACGCUCGCGGAGGUCUACAAGAACACGCCCGAUGGGUUCUUGGCCAUGUGCCCCUACCCGCCGGGAGGCGAGGUCGACCUGCUGAUCGUAUCAGACUCAUCUCUUGCUCUGGUACCUGACCCCCAAGCAGGGAAGGCUUCGUGUUUUUCCGGAGGCGAUCUUUUGAAGCCCUGGGGAGACAUCCGUGGCAUUUACACAAAAAUGUUGUGGGGCAAAGGUUUGAACCACAUGGUGCAGUACAUCCCCGAGGCCAUCGAUGACAUCGAGUCCACCAAUCGUGCACAUGGUCGCCCGGUUUUGCCGGUGUUGGUCAUAGUGCACUUGGAAGACGACGACAUCAACCGGAAGUAUGUCACCAACUUCCUCCAAGCCGUCGCUGAUUGCCACCUUGCCUACCUCAAGCUCAUCAGCGUCGACGAUCACUUGAGAACGCUCCCAAGAAUUGACGAUCUCCAGGAGCAGAAGAACUACCCGAACCUCACCAUCCUCAAGGCCGCGUGCCAGCUUGAAAUCGAUUCGAAUGUAUCCUCUCCAAAAGAUCUUCCUCAGCGACCUGAUCCUGAGAAGCUCAUGUUGGAUGCAGAUAUCGAGAUUUUCAACUGGGUGCUUCAAGCUGAGGAGAGCGCCACAGCCUCUGCCGACCGGGAGGUCGAGUCCUGGUUGCGUGACAUUCCUGAAGAGGACCAGGCAUUGGAACCAAUGCACCAUGACAACGCUGAUUCGGACAAUGAGGCUGUCAAAGUUCAGGCCCUCACCAUGGAUGAUCGAAUUUUGGCGAGGCGAAAAGGCCUUUCAGAGGAGCACGACCAAGAAUGGCAAGAUGCCACCUAUGCGGCUGAGGAUGAAGACGAGGACUUCAAAGGGUGGGACCUCAUUGAGGAUGACAAACGCCCGCCGGGAGUCGUGGCCAGUGACCCAGUACAUGAAGAGGAAAAGGAGCUGGACCUUGACGACCUCGAGACGGUGGCUUCGGUGGAGAUUGUCGAUGAAGAGGAGUUCCACGACGCUGAGGAGGGGCAGGCAGAGCCGAUUGAUGAUGACGAUGACGACAUGGCCGUGAUCGAAAAGGUCUCUUCUAUGCAGGCCUCGAAGUCUGAUGCACGGGGGGACCCGGAGCCCAUGGAUGUUGAUGAUCAGGGCAACAAGAUGGUCCAGAGUACGGCAUCAGCGAAGACCUGGAAGACGGAGAUGGCCCAGAGCUCGUCAUCGGCAAAGACGUGGAAAACUGACAUGGCUCAGAGCACCUCAUCUGCAAAGACAUGGCGAACUGACACCACUGCAGCUGCGUCGGCGGGAGCCACGCCUUCUGACCCGACGUCCAAGCUCAAGCCCAAGAAGAAGGCCAUGCCAAAGAGAUUGAAGGUUGUGGAUGAGGGACAUGGGCCAAGUGCUGAACAGUUUGACACGUCGAAAUUUGCCUCAGCACAGGAUCUGGUUUGGAUUGAGCCGGACAACAUGGCAGGAGUUCCUGUGCGCAAGGUGGACUACGGGAGGCUUGGAUCAAUUUCCCAUGCUAUGUCCGACUACCUCCGUGGCCAUCGAAUGUUUCACAGGAGGCCAUCACCUGAGAUUCGGAGGACUGAUUUGUCAAUGGACUUCAAGGCAUUGGUGAGGCAUCUCCAAGGAGAUUUUGCGCACCUUCGAGAAGAAGAAGUUUUGAUGGUUGUGCGCAACUCUCCGAUGCGUCGCUUCAGAGUCCAGGUGAACGGCUUGUCGUCCGGAAAGCUCAGAUGGACGCCAGUGAG
Messenger RNA from Cladocopium goreaui, 2735 nucleotides. The record is from the annotation of a GenBank genome assembly. Lineage: Eukaryota; Dinophyceae; Suessiales; Symbiodiniaceae.